UACGAGUGACAAACAGCCGGUAGUCACGCCCACCUGUGACAUCACAUCUUCCCGCCCAGCGCUCGGUCGCAUGGAUGUGACGUCACGAUUAGCUAAGAGGCACGGUAUAGCCAGCAUGGAGGAAAGCAUUGAGCUGUUGGUGGGCUGUUAUGAACAAGUUCUGUUCGGGUAUCGGGUACAUCGGGAAGGGGAGCAAUGGUUAAGUUCUGCAGACUUCACUCAUCAUGCCCACACUGCCUCUGUGUCUGUGCUUGCAGUGAAUAAUAGAUUUGUAGCCACUGGGAGCAGGGAUGAAUCCAUUCAGAUAUAUGAUAUGAAGAAGAAGGGAGAACAUGGAGCUUUGCUGCAUCACAAUGGAACUGCCAUGCUGUUCUUCAAAAAAAAUUAUUUAAAUCUUGUUGACGGACUCCGAUGGAACAUCAGUCAAACUGUUAUACAGAAUGAUAACUUUGGAACAAAGCACCAAGGCAGGGUGGUACACUUUGACAAGAUUAUUAGUAUAAUGCUAGGACAAGUCGUGUCCCUUUCCAUUCAUCCUUCAGGAAAGUUAGCCUUAUCGGCAGGGACAGAUGAAACCUUAAGACGCACACAUUAUCCAGUGGUCUCCCAUUGGAGAGAAAUAUGUGGUUGUGAUACAUGACACGGUUGAUGUGUACCAGCUGGAGACUGCAGCAGUAGUUGGUACAAUUAAUAACCCAAAGAGAAUCUCUUCUGUACAGUUUAUAACUGUAAGUUACACAAAUUUAGCUUGGUUUCAGUGUUUCUAACUUUAGUAGUAGUUGUAUUAAUAUGGAUUUAUAAAGGUCCUUUUACAAUUAACUAUUUAAAGGUAUGGCCUUAUCUAUCAAGCACUCCUCAUUUUUCACAAGUUCAUAGUUCAAAGGGUGUUUUAAUGUGCACAAAAGAUGCUUUUUCCAGUCAGUGUAAUGUGCUUUUAUUCCAGUAAUUUGUACUUUAACCCUUUAACCACUAAGCACGUACGGCAUACGUGCUGGUGGUUCAGGGCUCAGGCUGCCAAGAACGUACCUCGUACGUUCUCCUGCAGCUGAGCCCUUCUCUCUGCAUCGGCGGCUUUUGCCGCCUCUGCAGAGAGUCAGGAGGGUUGACAGCCCCCUGGGCAACGAGGCUGGGGGGCUGUCAAGUCGGAUCUGCGACGCGAUUGUCGCAGAUCCAACUUCAAAGUAGCAAAAGCUACGUCCCCCAAACGUUAGGUACGUUUGGGGGACGCUUUGGACCCAGGAGAGACACCACAAGGGAGUCUGGAAAAAUCGGCAGGACUACCCCGAGGGAGCAUAUUCAAACUUUGUGGGACUAAAUGCGUAUUACCGAAAGAGGGUAAAUGUGAGUGUAUUUUUACUUGAUUUUAAUUAUGUUUUAAUAAAUGGUAUUACACUAUCCUCGGUUCCUAUUUUUAAUCCGGAGUCUGGCAGGAGCGGUGAGUUGGAGGAGUGACCAGAAAGGAUUUUUCUUGACAUGCAGAACGCCACAGUAGUGGUUUGUAAGUAGGCAAUUUAAACUUAGUGUGGAGGCACUUGACUAUCGGAUUACACCUUUGUUGCACAGGAAGGAUGCCUCUUCUUCUAUUCACCUGGAUCUAUUUCUCUUUCUCUAAUUAAUAGCUGCCCGAAAAGAAAAGGGGAGCACAUCUCUGAAAAAUCAUUUUUACAUACGCACAGGGUGAUAUUCCCUUUAAUUGAACGUAUUACGCUAUGUGUUUCUAAUUUCUGUUGCCACAGGCGCUGAUCCUCUUAUAUAUAUUCCAUAGAGAAUACAUAUACAUUUGUUCUGGACUUUCAUUUACAGCUGAGGGACUGUGAAGGGAUCGGCAAGGAAUACCUAAGAGACUGACAUUUUUUUACCAAGUUGCAUGUGUAAGCAAUAUAUGUUUUAUCACAGAAAUGUGUCUGCGAAUUUAAAGCUCAUGAAAACA
Molecule: messenger RNA, 1930 nt
Organism: Xenopus laevis (African clawed frog)
Lineage: Eukaryota; Metazoa; Chordata; Amphibia; Anura; Pipidae
Product: p21-activated protein kinase-interacting protein 1-like
Exons: 5
Coding region: 71-640 (189 amino acids)
Source: RefSeq, a predicted model, not a curated record